Messenger RNA from Sitophilus oryzae (rice weevil), 3930 nucleotides. RefSeq lists its product as uncharacterized. The record is from RefSeq and is a predicted model, not a curated record. The transcript has 9 exons. The coding region runs from base 122 to 2509 and encodes 795 amino acids. Lineage: Eukaryota; Metazoa; Arthropoda; Insecta; Coleoptera; Curculionidae.
ACAUCGCUGACCGUUUGGGCAGGGCCCUGUCAGUCUUCCUCCAGUAAUUCUCUAGCAUCUUCUAUUAAGUUUUUAAGAGAUGUUCCGGUAAACAUUCAAUUCUUUCGACUCUCCGGCGACGAUGUGGUGGAUUUUCCUGCUGUUCCUGAUUUCCCUGUCUUUCGCUCAGUACGAAUGGCAGACGAGGGACGCUUUCGACGAAGUGGUCCGUUCGUUCAGGGCGGUAAACAAAGAUAACUGUGAGGUGCAACAUGCAGGAGAUCUUUACCUUCCUGCCGAUUCGGUCUCCCAUCUUCCCGACGUUAAAGACGUCAACAUCAACCCGGUGUUUCCAAACAGGACUCAGCUGUUGCAUGUGCACAAUGUGGCGCUGAGCAGGGCAUUUUUCUGGUCUUAUAUUCUGCAGAGUCGAUUUAUUAGACCCGCGAUUAACGAUACAUACGAUCCGGGAAUGAUGUACUAUUUGUUGUCGACGGUGGCGGACGUAUCCACGGAUAAACAUGUCAACGCUAGUGCUAUUUAUUUCGCUCCGAACAUGUCCUAUUCGAGCUCGUACAGGGGGUUCUUCAACAAAACCUUUCCGAGAUUCGCGCCUAGGACAUUCAGAGCCGACGAUUUCAACGAUCCAGUCCAUUUGGAGCGGAUAUCAACCUUAAACACUUUUACCGUCGAAGACUUAGGUGCAAUCAGACCAGACACUAGUGCUGAUUACACCUCAGAUUACUACCGAAUCAACGAGUGGUACAAGAAAUGGCUGCCAGAUCAAGUGAAUACCAGGCACGACACCAAAACAACAUACCAGGUGGAAAUAAGAUACGCCAACAAUACGAAUGAAACAUUCACAUUCCAUGGUCCUCCGGGAUCUGACGAAGUUCCAGGCCCCGUUCAGUGGACUAGGCCGUACUUCGAUUGCGGCAGAUCCAACAGGUGGCUAGUGGCCGCAGUAGUACCAAUUGCAGAUAUCUACCCCAGACACACCGGAUUCAGACACGUUGAGUACCCGACUUAUACUGCCGCAUCCGUGGUAGAAAUGGAUUUUGAACGCAUUGAUAUCAACCAAUGUCCACAUGCCCUGGGAAAUAGCGGACCCAAUAGGUUUGCAGACACGGCAAGAUGUAAAAAAGAAACUACAGAGUGUGAGCCUAUUCAUGGAUGGGGUUUUAGGAGGGGAGGAUACCAAUGUCGGUGUAGGCCCGGCUUUAGGCUGCCGUUCCAAGUCCGAAGACCUUAUUUGGGUGAAAUUGUCGAAAGAGCUACAGAAGAACAGUAUUACAACGGAUUCGACUGCAAAAAAAUUGGAUGGAUUCAAAAACUGCCCGUCCAAUGGGAAAGAGCUCCGUGGCACGUUAGAGCUGUCACCAUGGACCAACAUCCAGAGUACACCAGACCGGUUCAAGGUCCCGAAUCCUUGAACCAACCCAGGAUUAACGUUCACGAAGCUCUCAACUUUAUCCUGACAAUGAACAAGGAGAAAUGCAAGAGGUAUAAGCCCGAACAUCUCGUAUUGCAAGGAGGUGUUAUGGCAGGAGCGGAAGAAUUCUUCCAAAACGAGGCCAAAAUGGCUUUACGUCUCGCCAACUUCAUCAGUGCCUUCCUCCAAGUCUCCGAUCCUCAAGAAGUCUACUCCGGAAAGCGAGUAGCCGACAAACCACUCACAGAAGAUCAAAUGAUCGGUGAAACCCUAGCCAUAGUCCUGGGCAACAGCCGCAUUUGGUCAGCGGGAACUUACUGGGAAAGGAACAAGUUUACCAACCGCACAUUAUUCGCACCCUACGCCUACAAAAAGACUCUGAACACCAGGAAGUACAACGUGGAAGACCUGGCACGAUUAGACAAGCCCGAAGAAGUCUACCUUAACAAGGAAUGGUUCAGCUUUCUCAAGGGUCGGUUUGCUUCGAAUUUCGAUAGUUUGGAGAAGUUCUGGUUGAAGAUCAAGGUUAGAUUCAACGAGACCGGGGAGACGACCAUAAAAUACGAACAUUUUCCGAACUUUUAUCACGGAGCUAACUUGGAUCACGGAUACUGGACUUCACCGUACUACGACUGCGCUGGAAAAGUACCUAUGUGGAAGAUAAAGUACGCCGCACCGUUCUUUGGAUGGGACAGUCUCAAAGCUAAGUUGGAAUUCAAAGGUGUAGUGGCAGUUACCAUGGACUUACUGAAGCUGGAUAUAAACCAAUGCCCUGACAAAUUCUACGUACCCAACGCUUUUAAGGACACACACAAGUGCGACCAAAAAACAUCCUAUUGUGUUCCCAUUUUGGGCAGAGGCUUUGAAACUGGUGGCUACAAAUGCGAGUGCAAACAGGGAUUCGAGUACCCCUUUGAAGAUCCCAUCACCUAUUAUGAUGGCCAGCUGGUAGAGGCAGAAUUCAGCAACCUGAUCGACGAUAACGAAACCAGAUUUGACAUGUUCAGGUGUAGAUUGGCUGGUAGCACGGGCCUCCAGCCAAAUACCUUGAUACUGUCAAUACUAGCACUGAUUCUGGUCGCCCCAUUCUUGAGGUAGACACAGGCAACAAUGUUCGAGUGCCUUAAAGUUCAACUGAAUCUUCUUUUUAUACAUUAAAACGUGAUUUUAGCGGUUUUUCUUCAUAAAGAGACAAUCAUCUAGAUAAGAAAGCCGCGUAAUUUUACCAAAACCGUCCAAAAGAGAACUCUCUCCGAUAUUUUUUUAUAUAUUUUAUACUUACAUUUAGUUUAAAACUUGUAGAAUACAUACCUAAGAGCUUUAUAACAUACUGGCCUUGUCAUCCUAAAAGAAGUGUCUAGCCCUAGCAGUCAACUAUUAAGUUUGACCAAUCAGGUUGGUUAGCGUGGUUAUUUGGAGGGUGUUAAUUCAUUUGUGUUUGUCAAAAACACUAACGUGAUUGGUCGGGCUUAAUAGUUGCCUGCUAGGGCUAGACACAAGUAUUCUAAAUCGACGGUCUGUAAUUUAAUAAGACAAAGAUAGAGGAGUUAACAUCCGUUGUACCCAGUUUAACAGAUACAAUGAAAUGCAGCGUUGCCGGUUCCUACGUGCGGUUGUGGCAUUUAAAGAUUCUUGAGGUAGAAGUAGUUAAUAUCCAGACUUUAGAAAAAUAAAUUAUGAAUUUAUUUCAGACAGUUUUAAAUAUAUUCAUAGAAAAUCUGGCAAUAUGUGUCAAAGCCCAUUCUUUAUCUCUUUUCAACAUGUCUGAAUUUCCAUUAGGAUAUCUCCAUCUUUAUCUUACACAUUAAAAUUCAAACCACCCAUUUAGGAUGACCAGGUUUGCAUACAAUGCAAUAAAAUAUCUUGUAAAACAAAAUGUCACUAAAACAAAUUAUAUAGACAUUAUAAUAAAGAAAUUAGUUUUAUUAGAUUGAAAAGUAGUAAUCUCAAUGAAUACAAAAAAAAUCAUCCCUGACUCAGUCAAUUACAAAAGUUAGAUAGAUUUAAUUUUGCUGUAAUUUGCUUUAAAACGGUAGUUUUAAAAGUCUCUUGUUUUGAAAUUAAUAAUUGUUUUGUCUUGCACUGUAAAGGUUUCCAAAAACUGAUUAGAAUAUAUUCCGUUAGAUGAAAAUAUAAUUAAUUUCUGUAUUUAUGAAUCUCAUAGCUUCGUUUGUAGGCUAAUAAAACAUACCCAUACAGUUGUAAAAUAUAAUUUUUUGGGUACAAUUGAAAAAUAUUAUGUGUUCAAAAUAAUUAGUCUAGGUAUCAAAAUGUUUUAUACUCGUAUACUACCUACUAGCCUAUAAGUUGUCUACAAGUUAAUAUUAAAUAGUACAUAAGUUUAUAUUUUAUAAAAAAUAAGUUUGGAAUUUUAAAACAAAAUUGAGUAAUCUGUUUUAAAACAUAGUGAAUUUAUUUCCGUCCAGAUUUGUUUCUCAUUUUAUUAAAAGUUAAAAAUAUUGAAUAGUUUUCUAUCAAAGUUUUUAAAUGUUGUGUAUGUAAUGUACCUAUGUUAUAGA